Sclerotinia sclerotiorum 1980 UF-70 is the source of this 4344-nucleotide messenger RNA. RefSeq lists its product as hypothetical. Gene Ontology annotation, molecular function: nucleic acid binding; protein binding. The transcript is spliced from 5 exons. Gene Ontology annotation, cellular component: nucleus; mRNA cleavage and polyadenylation specificity factor complex. The record is from RefSeq and is a predicted model, not a curated record. The coding region runs from base 1 to 4344 and encodes 1447 amino acids. NCBI's taxonomy places the organism in Eukaryota, Fungi, Ascomycota, Leotiomycetes, Helotiales, Sclerotiniaceae.
AUGCAAUGCUAUACGGAGCUGACACCUCCUACAGCUGUCACACAUUCUUUGAGCCUCCCAUUCUUGUCGGCAGAUGCCAGAAACCUCGUCGUCGCAAAAGCUUCGUUGCUACAGAUAUUUACAACCAAGACCGUAUCCGUGGAUCUCGACGAACUUUCUGGAAAAGAUUCAUCAACAGUGAAAGAUGUCACAAGUACCGACCCUAGGGCUCAUGAUGAAGAUGGAGUUGAAGCUUCCUUUCUCGGCGCAGAUUCAAUUUUACCGCGAUCUGAAUUAGCUCGAACGACGAAACUCGUACUUAUAGCUGAAUAUAAUCUAUCCGGGACAGUUACAUCUCUUGUACGAGUGAAGACGAUAUCCUCAAAGACUGGUGGUGAAGCAUUGCUAGUGGGAUUCAAGGAUGCGAAGCUCAGUCUCGUAGAAUGGGACCCAGAACGACCUGGCAUAUCAACGAUAUCGGUUCAUUUUUACGAACAAGACGAACUACAAGGAAGUCCGUGGGCACCCAGCCUUUCAGAUUGUGUCAAUUACCUUACAGUCGAUCCAGGAAGUAGGUGUGCUGCUUUGAAGUUUGGGGCUAGGAACCUUGCGAUUCUUCCUUUCAAACAAGACGAAGAUGUCAAUAUGGAUGAUUGGGAUGAGGAAUUGGAUGGCCCUCGCCCAGCGAAAAUCUCACAAAAAUCUGCGGCGGAAAAUGGAAUUCUCGCUACCCCAUAUGGAUCCUCUUUUGUUCUACGAUUGUCUUCGCUCGAUCCCAGCCUCAUCUUCCCGAUCCAUCUUGAAUUCCUAUACGAAUAUCGAGAGCCAACUUUUGGAAUUCUCUCCUCUACCAUGGCUCCAUCGUCUGCUUUGCUGCAAGAGCGUAAAGACCACCUGACAUAUAUGGUAUUCACCCUGGACAUACAUCAGAAAGCGUCAACCACAAUUCUUUCCGUUGGGGGGUUGCCUUAUGAUCUCUUCAUGAUCGUUCCACUAGCCCCGCCUGUGGGUGGAGCACUUCUAGUUGGUGCCAAUGAGCUGAUACAUAUCGAUCAAGCUGGUAAAGCCAACGGUGUCGCGGUGAACAUGUUCGCCAAGCAAUGUACCAACUUCAGCCUAUUAGACCAGUCCGAUCUUGCGCUUCGGCUAGAAGGUUGCAAAAUCGAUCAACUAUCUAUUGAAAAUGGCGAAAUGCUCAUCAUACUGCAUAGUGGUGAUAUUGCUAUUUUGAGCUUUCGCAUGGAUGGAAGAUCCGUCUCCGGUCUGAGUAUUCGACGAGUAAGUGCAGAAUUAGGCGGCGAUAUAUUGACGGGGGCUGCAUCAUGUGUAAGUUCCCUUGGUGCAGGUGCAUUAUUCGUUGGUAGUGAGGUAUCGGACUCUGUCAUUUUAGGCUGGAGUCGAAAGUCAGGCCAACCUUCACGUCGGAAGUCGAGGCUCGACAGCUCAGCAAUAGCGGAUGUUGACGAAGCUAUGCUUGAUGAAGAAGAUUUAGAAGAUGAUGACGAUGAUUUGUACGGUGACGGGCCCACGAUCUCCCCCACGGCUGCCAAUGUUACAGCUUCGAACAGUAAAGCUGGAGACUACACAUUUUCUAUACAUGAUUCCAUGGUCAAUAUAGCUCCCAUCACUAACAUCACGUUUGGGGAAGUAGCAUUGAGCUCAGAUAAGGAAGAAGAGCUGAAACUUAACGGAGUCCAAAGUGAGCUUCAGCUCUUAGCCGCUGUGGGUCGUGAAAAGGGAGGUUCUCUAGCCGUCAUUAAUCGUAAUAUCCAACCCAAUGUUAUAGGCCGAUUUGAAUUACCGGAGGCUCGUGGUAUUUGGACCAUGAGUGCAAAGAAACCUGCGCCAAAAGGGUUGCAGGUCAACAAAGAGAAGACAGUCAUCGGUGGUGAUUAUGGCGUUGAUGCUCAAUAUGACAGACUAAUGAUAGUUUCCAAGGCAUCUGAAGCUGAAGAUGCUAUUGACGAAUCAGCUGUUUAUGCAUUAACGAAUGCUGGAUUUGAGGCUUUGUCAGGAACAGAAUUUGAACCAGCUGCUGGAUCCACAAUCGAAGCUGGUACGCUUGGUAAUGGAAUGCGUGUCAUUCAAGUCCUAAAGUCUGAAGUAAGAAGUUAUGACGGUGAUCUUGGUCUCGCACAAAUAUUGCCGAUGCUCGAUGAUGAAACUGGAGCAGAGCCGAAGAUCAUCAGUGCAAGUUUUGCAGAUCCGUUCCUUCUACUAAUAAGAGAUGAUGCGAGCAUUUUCGUUGCACAAUGUGACGAUGACAAUGACCUUGAAGAGAUAGAAAGGCUUGAUGAUGCUCUACUUUCCACGAAAUGGCUCACUGGCUGUUUGUAUGACGACUAUAGCGGGGCUUUCUCCGAUAGCAAGUCUAGCAAGGCAGGAGAAAAUGUGAAGAUGUUCUUGCUCAGUGCUGGUGGGGGAUUGCACAUUUAUGCACUGCCUGAUCUUUCAAAGCCAGUCUAUGUGGCGGAGGGAAUAUGUUUUGUGCCACCUGUUCUCUCAGCAGAUUAUGCAGCCAGAAAAUCUGCAAUUCGGGAAACGUUGACCGAAAUAUUAGUAGCCGACCUAGGAGAUUCAGUAUCUCAGUCUCCCUAUCUCAUUCUACGACCCUCAAACGAUGAUCUUACUAUUUACGAACCCUUCCGCAUCGCGUCUACAUCACCUAAUCUUCUCUCAUCUACGCUUCAGUUUUUGAAAAUACAUAACACACAUCUGGCACAGGCUCCGGAUGUGUCUGCUGAAGAGCAGGCGGAUGAAACUCAGCAAACCAGUGAUAAACCAAUGCGUGCUGUCUCAAAUCUAGGUGGAUACAGUGUUGUCUUUAUGCCAGGUGGUUCUCCAAGUUUCAUCGUCAAAAGCUCUAAGACACUACCAAAAGUUCUUAGCCUGCAAGGAACAGGAGUUCGCGGUCUAAGUAGCUUCCAUACCGAAGGUUGUGAUAGAGGAUUUAUCUAUGCCGACACAGAAGGAAUUGUUCGUGUAGCACAAUUUCCUCCAACAACCACGUUUGCCGACAUCGGAAUGGCCUUGCGAAAGGUUGAAAUAGGUGAAGAUGUUCACGCCGUAGCAUAUCAUUCACCACUGCAGACCUAUGUCAUAGGUACCAGCACUUUCACCGACUUCGAAUUACCUAAAGAUGAUGACCACCGAAGAAGCUGGCAAGAGGAAGAUAUCGCCUUCAAGCCGUCGAUCGAGAAGAGCUCUCUCAAGUUGAUUAGUCCAGUCAACUGGUCAGUCAUUGAUACCAUCGAGCUUGAACCCUGCGAAGUUAUAACUUGUAUCAAGACUAUGAACCUUGUAGUAUCAGAAGUCACCAACGAGCGCAAACCCUUACUUGUCGUAGGAACAGCUAUAACCAAAGGAGAAGACCUCGCAACAACUGGCCGCCUCUAUGUUUAUGAUGUCGUUAUCGUUGUCCCCGAACCCGAUAGACCCGAGACAAAUAAAAAGCUAAAAUUGAUCUCCGCCGAAACCAUCACUCGUGGCGCUGGUGGUCCUGUGACUGGUCUUUCCGAGAUUGGUACACAGGGUUUCAUGCUUGUUGCACAGGGUCAAAAGUGUAUGGUGAGAGGCCUCAAGGAGGAUGGCACAAACUUACCAGUCGCAUUUAUGGAUACGAAUUGCUAUGUCACGUCUAUCAAGGAACUUCCUGGUACAGGCCUCUGCGUGAUAGCAGACGCGUUGAAAGGUGUGUGGUUUGCGGGGUAUACAGAAGAACCCUAUAAAAUGCUACUUUUUGGGAAGAGUGCUACGAGGAUGGAGGUACUGUGCGCAGAUUUGUUGCCAGAUGGAAAGGAUCUGUUCAUUGUGGCUGCGGAUGCUGAUGGAAAUUUGCAUAUUAUGCAAUAUGAUCCUGAACACCCUAAAUCCCUCCAAGGCCACCUCCUCCUCCAUCGCACCACAUUUUCCCUCGGCGCCCAUCACCCCACAACAAUGACACUUCUUCCCGCCAUCCCAUCUCUACACCCACUAACCACAGCCUCAUCCUCAUCUCUCAGUCCAUCUCCCCAAGAAGAUUCCCCCUCACCUUCCCAAUCCCUCCUCCUCACUUCGCGUACUGGAACCUUUGCCCUUCUUUCCCCCCUAACCGAAUCCCAAUACCGCCGUUUCGGCACCUUAGUCUCACACCUUACAAAUACACUUUAUCAUCCAUGCGGACUUAACCCAAGAGCAUAUCGAGUAGACAAAGAUGCGAAUGAGGGAAUUGUAGGAGGAAGAACGAUUAUCGACGGAGGCGUGUUAGGAAGAUGGAUGGAGCUUGGGAGUCAAAGAAGAGGAGAAGUAGCUGGACGGGUAGGAGUUGAUGUUUUGGAAUUGAGGGAUGAGCUAAGUGAAUUGCGUAGGGGUUUGGAGUUUUGUUAG